UUAGCGAUGGGUGUGUUUAGGCGGAGGGAUGGACGGCUGCGGCGCCUAUAAAUAUGAGUGUCUUGGCGCGCCCACGGUCAGUUCACGCUCUCACUCUAAGUAGUUCGAGUGUCGUCUCUCCUGAUAUCUCGGGAGAACUUUCAUCACAUUCCAGUCAUGCCUGAAGAAGCAACCAUGGAGGAGGUGGAGACCUUCGCCUUCCAGGCGGAGAUCGCCCAGCUCAUGUCCUUGAUCAUCAAUACCUUCUACAGCAACAAAGAAAUCUUCCUGCGAGAACUCAUCUCCAACAGUUCCGAUGCCCUGGACAAGAUCCGCUACGAGUCCCUCACAGACCCGUCCAAGCUGGAGUCUGGCAAGGAUCUCUUCAUCAAGCUGGUGCCUAACAAGAAUGACCGCACACUCACCAUCAUCGACAGCGGUAUUGGCAUGACCAAGGCUGACCUGGUGAACAACCUGGGAACCAUUGCCAAGUCAGGCACCAAGGCCUUCAUGGAGGCGCUGCAGGCUGGCGCUGACAUUUCCAUGAUUGGCCAGUUUGGUGUGGGGUUCUACUCUGCUUACCUGGUGGCCGACAAAGUCACCGUUAUCUCAAAGAACAAUGACGACGAGCAGUAUGUGUGGGAGUCCUCAGCUGGAGGUUCAUUCACCGUGCGCACUGACCAUGGCGAGCCCCUGGGCCGUGGCACACAGAUCACACUGCACCUGAAGGAGGACCAGACGGAGUACUUGGAGGAGCGUCGUAUCAAGGAGGUGGUCAAGAAGCACUCGCAGUUCAUUGGCUAUCCCAUCAAGCUGCUCGUGGAAAAGGAGAGGGACAAGGAAGUGUCAGAUGAUGAGGAGGAGGAAAAGGAAGAAGAGAAGAAGGAUGAGGAAGAGGAUGAGAAGCCCAAGAUUGAGGAUGUGGGUGAGGAUGAGGAUGCUGACAAGAAGGAAGGUGGAAAGAAGAAGAAGACCGUGAAGGAAAAGUACUCUGAGGAUGAGGAGCUGAAUAAGACCAAGCCCCUCUGGACCCGCAACCCGGACAACAUUUCUCAGGAAGAGUACGGAGAGUUCUACAAAUCCCUCACCAACGACUGGGAGGAUCACCUGGCUGUCAAGCACUUCAGCGUUGAAGGUCAACUAGAGUUCAGGGCGCUCCUCUUCCUGCCCCGCCGCGCACCCUUCGACCUCUUUGAGAACCGCAAGCAGAAGAACAAGAUCAAGCUGUACGUGCGCCGUGUCUUCAUCAUGGAGAACUGCGAGGAGCUGAUCCCAGAGUACCUCAACUUCCUGAACGGUGUGGUGGACUCAGAGGACCUGCCGCUGAACAUCUCCCGUGAGAUGCUGCAGCAGAACAAGAUCUUGAAGGUGAUCCGCAAGAACCUGGUCAAGAAGGCCCUUGAGCUGUUUGAGGAACUCAUUGAGGACAAGGAUAACUACAAGAAGUUCUAUGAGAACUUCUCCAAGAACAUCAAGCUGGGCAUCCAUGAGGACUCCACCAACCGUAAGAAGCUGGCAGAGUUCCUACGCUACCACACCUCCGCCUCUGGGGACGAGAUGUCCUCCCUCAAGGACUAUGUGUCUCGCAUGAAGGAGAACCAGAAGCAGAUCUACUACAUCACUGGUGAGAGCCGUGAGCAGGUGCACAACUCUGCCUUUGUGGAGAGGGUGAAGAAACGUGGCUUUGAGGUGGUGUACAUGACGGAGCCAAUUGAUGAGUACUGCGUCCAGCAACUGAAGGAGUAUGACGGCAAGCAGCUGGUGUCUGUUACCAAGGAGGGUCUGGAGCUACCAGAGGAUGAAGAUGAGAAGAAGAAAUUCGAGGAGCAGAAGUCCAAGUUUGAGAACCUGUGCAAGGUUGUCAAGGACAUCCUGGACAAGCGUGUGGAGAAGGUUGUGGUGAGCAACAGGCUGGUGACCUCUCCCUGCUGCAUCGUGACCUCCCAGUACGGGUGGACAGCCAACAUGGAGCGCAUCAUGAAGGCCCAGGCCCUGAGGGACACCUCCACCAUGGGCUACAUGGCUGCCAAGAAGCACCUCGAGAUCAACCCAGACCACAGCAUCAUCGACACCCUCCGCCAGAAGGCCGAUGCUGACAAGAACGACAAGUCUGUCAAGGACCUGGUCAUGCUGCUCUUCGAGACGGCGCUGCUGGCCUCAGGGUUCAACUUGGAGGACCCGGGCGUGCACGCUUCCAGGAUCUACCGCAUGAUCAGUCUCGGCCUCGGCAUCGACGACGAGGAGCUGACCGCCAUCCCCGACGACACCACCAACCCGCUGGACGACCUGCCGCCAUUGGAAGGAGACGACGAAGACGCCUCACGCAUGGAGGAGGUGGACUAAACUCCACCUCUUUCUUCCUUCCGUCUCUUCCUGCUCGCCUCAGCACCAUUCCUGUCACGCUGCGACGUGUGAUGCUGUGUGACUGCUGACGCUGUGGGCGGCGCGCUCCACCGCCUCCACCACCACGCCUCCAUUACUCAGGCACAGCUGUACGGCUGGCGGGCGUGACUUGGCGGGGCGUGUGAGCCGACCAUAGCAGUGUAUGUGGGUGUGGCUGUCUCCCUGACGUGACUGAAUACUCAUAGAUGUAUAGUUUGUAUUAAAUACACGAUUUGUAUAAAAUAAAUAAGCGGACGUAU
This is a messenger RNA of Eriocheir sinensis (Chinese mitten crab), 2621 nucleotides long. RefSeq names its product heat shock protein HSP 90-alpha-like (gene Hsp83). Gene Ontology annotation, molecular function: disordered domain specific binding; ATP binding; ATP hydrolysis activity. Bases 157 to 2322 code for a protein of 721 amino acids. The record is from RefSeq and is a predicted model, not a curated record. Gene Ontology annotation, cellular component: cytosol; protein-containing complex; plasma membrane. The transcript has 5 exons. Gene Ontology annotation, biological process: protein stabilization; protein folding; cellular response to heat. Lineage: Eukaryota; Metazoa; Arthropoda; Malacostraca; Decapoda; Varunidae.